Molecule: messenger RNA, 734 nt
Organism: Papilio machaon (common yellow swallowtail)
Lineage: Eukaryota; Metazoa; Arthropoda; Insecta; Lepidoptera; Papilionidae
Exons: 2
Coding region: 84-686 (200 amino acids)
Source: RefSeq, a predicted model, not a curated record
CCUGACACGCGUGAGUUAUUGCUCGAGACACUGACGCAUGUCACAUUAAGCUGAACUCAUCAUGACUAUAAAUACACUACGAAAUGAUGAGACUGAGUGUUCUAUUGCUCCUGUUGCUGACUUGCUAUGGUCUAGUCGUGAGCACACCGCAGCUGCACCUUGUCAAGCGAUCGCUAGACAACGCGAAGCACAUCACACAAACUAUCAUCAAACAUGACACGGAGAAGAUGGUGCUGACACCUCUCCACACUGUCGUCAUCGAGUCUGCAAGAAAACCGAAGUCACAGUCUUUACCUAUAUCCAUUUCCAUACCGCAUCAGUUACUAGUGUCUAACUUACAUGUCAUACCGAUCUCCAACGUCCACCAAGUCCAUGGGAACGCGCACCGUGAUGUGCCCACUGUUAUCUCGCAUACGGUAUCUCAUGGAUCCACAAACGUCACGCACCAGCAGUUGGUACCUGUGUUGAUACCCAUUCACAAUCAUCUAGUGCCGGUCCACGAUUUGACUGUCAUACCGCUACAUAGUGUUGUGCACAAGAAUACCAAGAUAGGUUACAAACUAACCGACAACCACGUUCAAGAUGAAUCCAUUAACAGUUACCGGAACCCGCUCGGUGGGUAUGGCGCGGGUUGGUACUUCGGUGGCCACGGCGCUGGACAUGGAUUCCAUUAUUCUUAUGGAUAGUUAAUUGUUAACAGCUUUAUUGUUUAGUAUUACUAUGAUUAUUAAUUU